This is a messenger RNA of Rubroshorea leprosula, 1491 nucleotides long. NCBI's taxonomy places the organism in Eukaryota, Viridiplantae, Streptophyta, Magnoliopsida, Malvales, Dipterocarpaceae. The record is from the annotation of a GenBank genome assembly.
CUUUCUAUUGAAUUCUGGAGAAGGACUGAAAGAGAAUUCCGCCGCGGGAGACAGGAGUAUUUCGGCGACCGUAAUUUUUCCGAGCUAGUUUUUACGAUUGCAGCUUGAAAAACAGAGAAAUGGUGACGUCGCCGGUGGUGAACACGUACCCGCUUUCGAGCUACACCUUCGGGACCAAAGAGCCGAAGAUGGAGAAGGAUACUUCCGUCGCUGAUCGCCUUGCUCGGAUGAAAGUCAACUAUAUGAAAGAAGGAAUGAGGACUAGUGUUGAAGCAAUUUUGUUGGUCCAGGAACAUAAUCAUCCUCAUAUUCUUCUUCUCCAAAUUGGUAAUACAUUCUGUAAACUUCCUGGUGGGCGCUUGAAGCCAGGGGAAAAUGAGAUUGAGGGCCUGAAAAGGAAGCUGACCAGCAAGCUUGGAGCUAAUUCACCUGCUCUUGUGCCAGACUGGCAGAUUGGUGAAUGUGUUGCCAUUUGGUGGAGGCCCAACUUUGAAACCAUCAUGUAUCCAUAUUGCCCUCCUCACAUAAAAAAACCAAAGGAAUGUAAGAAGCUUUUCUUAGUCCACUUGUCUGAGAGGGAGUACUUUGCAGUACCUAAAAAUUUGAAACUUCUUGCUGUUCCCUUGUUUGAACUCUAUGAUAAUGUUCAGAGAUAUGGACCAGUCAUAUCAACCAUUCCUCAGCAGCUUUCUAGAUUCCAGUUUAACAUGAUUACUACAUAAUUCAUCAUGGAUGUCAAGAGGUUACAGCUUGAAGGUUUUCCUUGGGAGCCAGUUGAUAUUUUUCCCAGACAAUAUUUGCUUAAGACUUCAAGAGCUGAUAUACUGAUAUUAUUUGAUGACUGGCACUUUAACUUUAUAUCUAGUAGACUGGCUCUUAAUAUUGUCAUAUGCAAUUUUAUUGGUGUUUGCUUUGGAGUAGUUUAGAUUCUAAGCUAAACGACUGACCUUUUAUUUUGGUGUUUGUACACUUAGUCUAGCAAAUUGGAUUGUUGUAUUGGGGUUUGAUGGAUCAUGAUAAAAUCCUGAAUAUGGGAUCUAUAUGCGCUAUAUUGUAUUGGAAGAGCUGAUGAUGUUGCUGCCGAUGUAAUUGCACUCUAGUUAGUCUAGCAACUCAGAUUGUUGCCUCAUUGUACGGUUGUAAGAAUGAUUUAAGAGUCUGUUGAGGGGUUUAGUGUGUCUCGUUAUCCCUAAUAUGAGAUGUAUUUUAUUGAAAGAGCAGAUGAUGUUGCCAUUGUAAUUGUACUCUUGUUAAUCUAGCAACUCAGAUAGUUAGAUGGCUUGUCUGAGCUGAUGCUGGCUUCUCGUGUUAUUUGUCUCGUUUUACCAUUGCUAGAGUGAUUGAGAGUUUGUUCUAGGGUUUAAUGGGUGAUGUAUGUGCUAAAUAUGAGGAGGGUUGGUGAUGUUGCCUAUGUAAGUAUGAGAAGAGGGGGAUAUGGUCAUUAACUUGAUGUUGUAACUUGACUUGAAAUACUAAAUUACCAAUGCCACC